AUGAAGAAAGCACAAACACUUGAUUUUGAUGCCCUGCUUCACUGCUCUUUGUAUGUGUUUCCAGGUGGACACAUAAACCCAGCGGUGACAUUCGGUCUCUUCUUGGCUCGGAAACUUUCUCUGACGAGAGCUGUCUUCUACAUCGUGAUGCAAUGCCUCGGAGCCAUCUGCGGCGCCGGAGUCGUCAAGGGUUUCCAGCCAACGCCGUACCAAACUCUCGGCGGCGGAGCCAACAGCGUCGCUCACGGCUACACCAAGGGAUCCGGACUCGGCGCUGAGAUCAUCGGAACCUUCGUCCUUGUGUACACCGUCUUCUCCGCCACUGACGCCAAGAGAAGCGCUCGCGACUCCCACGUUCCGGUAAUCCUCCCGAUUCGUUUGUGUCUUUUCCUUUUGGGAAAUUCGGUGUUAUUAAUUUGGGGGGGGAACUUGCAGAUUUUGGCUCCGCUCCCAAUCGGAUUCGCUGUGUUCUUGGUUCACUUGGCGACGAUUCCGAUCACGGGAACCGGAAUUAACCCAGCUCGGAGUCUUGGAGCUGCAAUUAUCUACAACAAGGACCACGCUUGGGACGACCACGUGAGCCCCAUUCUCUAUUACGAGAUUCGGUUUGCCAAUUCGGUCGAUAUGUUUAUUGACUUUCGAUUUUGA
This is a messenger RNA of Thlaspi arvense, 648 nucleotides long. The record is from the annotation of a GenBank genome assembly. Lineage: Eukaryota; Viridiplantae; Streptophyta; Magnoliopsida; Brassicales; Brassicaceae.